Molecule: messenger RNA, 849 nt
Organism: Aureobasidium namibiae CBS 147.97
Lineage: Eukaryota; Fungi; Ascomycota; Dothideomycetes; Dothideales; Saccotheciaceae
Product: PQ loop repeat protein-like protein
Exons: 3
Coding region: 1-849 (282 amino acids)
Source: RefSeq, a predicted model, not a curated record
AUGACGGCCGACCCAUACUGUGAACAUCUCGCCUCGCCGAAUGGCUGGGUUCUCGCUCUCUCCGUACAACUCGUGCUUGGUAUACUCAUCUCUUACAUCCCUCAACAUGUAAAGAUCAUUCGUCAUGGAACCUCUGCUGGUCUCUCCCCUUGGUGGGUGUUGCUAGGCACGAUAUCCUCGAUCGCUGCGCUUGCGAAUAUCUUGGUGUUGCCGACUAGCCAACAUGACAUGGCUUGUUGUCGUGAGAUCUCUGGCACUGCUUGCGGUGCCGCGCUGUUGGGCGUUGUCCAGAUAGGCGUGCAGUGGGUUUGUUUCAUGACCAUCAUGGUGCUCUUUCUGGUUUUCUUCCCCAGAGGUACAUUCGCAAACCCAGCUCCCGAGCAUCUCUCUCCGGACACACCUCGCAAACGAGACGCUGUCAUCGUCGGUGUCGUAUCUUUGAUCUCACUUCUCACCGUCGGCAUCAUUUCGACAGUUUUCCUGUACCGCUUGCCCUCCCACCUCCUCAGCUGGGCAAACUUCCUCGGCAUUCUUGCUGCAAUUCUCUCAUCUAUUCAAUAUAUCCCGCAACUUUACACUACUUGGAAAGCUAAGCAAGUGCUGUCUCUCAGCAUUGUGAGUAUGCUUAUUCAAGUACCCGGAGCAUUUGUAUUUGCUUUCAGUUUGUGGUUGAGGGUUGGAUGGGAGGGUUGGAGCACUUGGUUUGUUUACUGUGUCACUGGUAUUCUGCAAGGAGCAUUGCUGGUUAUGGCCAUCAUGUUCUACCAGAAAGAGAAGAAGGGGGAAGUCGUUGAACAAGAACCUACCGAAACGGACCCGUUGUUGGAGGCUUCUCGCGCAGGCAACUGA